Engraulis encrasicolus (European anchovy) is the source of this 1005-nucleotide messenger RNA. RefSeq names its product COMM domain containing 10 (gene commd10). The transcript has 8 exons. Bases 122 to 718 code for a protein of 198 amino acids. The record is from RefSeq and is a predicted model, not a curated record. Lineage: Eukaryota; Metazoa; Chordata; Actinopteri; Clupeiformes; Engraulidae.
GGCGGAUGCAGAGGGUGUAAGCUGGUUGCGUCACUCAAUCAUAUGACCCCACUAGGAAGUGUUGUGUUGCUGCAGCCAGGAUAACUUUGUAUCGCAGGAAGACUGAUGCAAAACUGACAUAAUGGCUACAAUAAUCAAAGAGACACAGAGUAUUAAAGAGGCAAUGGGGCACAUCAGCACGAUUGACAUCAACAAGUUUUCCCGUCUUCUGUCGCGUAUCAUGCAGAAGCUGCAUUUAAAGACAGAGCGACCUUUCAGUGAGGAAGAAGAAGAGAAGCUGCAAAGUGCACUCGCCCUGGAGAAACCUGCCCUCACCCUGGUUUUGGAGACCAUCUCCUUUAUUUUGGAACAGGCGGUGUACCACAACACAAAACCAGCUGCCCUGAAGCAGCAGCUGGAAGCGGUGGGAAUGGACUCUGAUAAGGCUGACACCCUGUGCCAGGCAUGGAGCAGCGGCGGCCCAGAAAUCAUAGAGAGAAUAAGAGAGAGAAUAUUCUCUCCCAAAAAGUUGGAGCAUGUUGGGUGGCAAAUGAGCCUGCAGAUGGGCCAGUCGGACCAGGCCAAGCUGAAGGCACCUCAUGCCGUGCUCGACCUGGGACUCCAGAAUGAGGACACAGAGGAACGCGAGAACCUCCAAGUGGAGUUCAACCACCAGCAGCUGCUAGAGUUCUACCACAAGCUUGAAACGAUCCAGGCUCAGCUGGACUCUCUCACGUGAAACUCUGACCUUCCUGGACCCCUUUAUUGUUAAUGAAUGAAUGACCUUCACUGUUAAACAGUGGAGGCAGUGUGCUAAGUGGAAGAAUGAAGAUGAAUGAAUGAAUGAAUGAAUGAAUGAACGAAUGAACGAAUGAACGAACGAAUGAAAUGAUGUUAUUUGUUUACUGUGAGAAAGUGUGUUUUGUCUUUUUAUAUUGAUUGUGCUCUCUGAGUCUGUCAAGCUUGCAAUAAGAAAUAAAAAAAAAUAAACUUUUAAAAGUCAUAAAAUAUCAUCUUCCUCUACUA